CGCCUGUCCUAUGCGAGCCUCCGUAGAGCGCUCUGUUGUCAGUGGAAAGCGGAGCCCGAUGCCCGUACUGAUGGGGGAGACAGGAAGCCUUUGUUAUCUUUAAAGCUGAGACAAGAAAGCCAUGCAUCAUGGUAACGGGCCCCCAAACACUACACGGCAGCUUCAGCGGUCCAGGUCCUUCACUGGCAAUGAAGGAGAAGAAUCUUCAAUGCAAACAAAUUUGCCCCAGUCUCCUGCACCAUCAUUUGCUCCAGCAGUCAGUUCACCUGGACCCCAAUCCCCUGGUUAUCAGAUACAGCAGUUAAUAAUGAGCCGAAAUCCAGUUGCUGGUCAGAAUGUGAACAUUACUCUACAGAAUGUGGGGCAAGUGGUUGCUGGAAACCAGCAGAUAACACUGACUCCACUGCCUAUCCCUAAUCCAGCCUCUCCUGGGUUCCAGUACAGUUCCCAAAGGAGAUUUGAACACAGUUCUCCAUCAUAUAUUCAGGUCACAUCCCCAAUGUCUCAACAGGUACAAACACAAAGUCCCACGCAACCUAAUGCCGUGCCUAUCCAAGCAUUACAAGGCGUCAGAACAGCAACUGCUGGAGCUAGUUUGGGAAUGUGCAGCCAGAGUCCCACGCGUGGCUUUGUGGAUGCUAGUGUGCUUGUGAGACAGAUCAGCUUGAGCCCUUCAAAUGGUAGUCACUUUGUUUUUCAAGAGGGAUCUGGUCUUACACAGAUAACACAGGGAGCCACAGCUCAGGUACAACUUCCAUCUGGGGCUGCACAAGCCAGCAUGCGGGAACGUAGACUGUCACAACCCCAUUCUCAAACUGGAGGAACCAUUCAUCACCUUGGACCUCAGAGUCCUGUGGCAAGUGGAGCAAAUAUGCAGACUUUGACCACACCAAGUCACAUAACCACAACCAAUCUACCACCACAGAUAAGCAGUAUUAUACAAGGCCAGCUCAUUCAGCAGCAGCAGGUUCUCCACAGCCAGCAGUUGGGUAGGACCAUUAGUUUUGAUAGAACUUCUGGAGGAAUGAUAGCAGGAGUAGCAGGGGCUACAUCCUUUGGCAUAACAACUUCACCAACACCAACAAGUCCAUCACGAAUUUCUGGUCCCCAGGGACUCUCUAGUCUUCCUCUUACUCCAACAGUAAACACUGUUAAGAAACAAAGUAAGAAACUUGAGGAGAUCCCACCAGCAACUGCUGAAGAUGCCCAGAUGAGGAAACAGUGCUUGGAGCAUCAUCAUAAAAGUAUGAAAACAAUGAAGGAAAACUUCAAAGAUUAUCUCAUUGAGUUGUUUUUCCUACAACACUUUCAAGGAAACAUAAUGGAUUUUCUGGCUUUCAAGAAGAAACCCUCUAUGGGUCUCCAGGGUUACCUUAGACAAAAUGACUUAGAUCUAGAAGAGGAAGAAGAUGAAGAACAAUCUGAGGUUAUUAAUGAUGAGCCAUCUCUGACAGGGAGCGGAGCAGUAGGAACAGCCAAUGCAAUAGAUAUCGAGGCCUUUAAACGACAGCAAGCCCUCACACAAGCAGACCCCAGCAAGAGAGCACGCCUGGAUGUAACACGUCAUGGAAUGGUGUACCAGCAUCCAGGGGUGGCAUCUGGGGUACCCCUACAGCAGCUUAUGCCCACUGCACAAGGGGGAAUGCCUCCUACUCCUCAGACUGUGCAGCUGACAGGGCAGAAGCAGAACCAACAACAAUACGAUCCCUCCAAGGGACCCCCUGUGCAGAAUGCUGCCAGCCUACACACCCCUCCUCCUCAGUUACCUGGCAGGGUGCAGACUCCCAAUAUUCCCAUAUCUUCCCUUCCCACUGCCCUGCACCUGGCACAACAGCAACAACAAAUCGCAGAAGGUCAAAUCCAGGUACAGGUUAAAACCCAGGCUCCGGGGGUUCCGAUCCAGGCAUCUUCCCAGAACCAGUUGCCAUCACAGAUCUCCCAGUCCCUGCAGCCAGCAUUUCAUGCUCAGAUGCCAAAAACUGUAUCACAGGCACAGGGCGCAGUUCAACAGACUGUCACCCUGAUGAGGCCAGCUACAGAGUCUCCUCAACAACGUCUCACCAACAGCAGUGCACAGCAAAGCUCUUUUGUGGCUCCUGCUGCCAUCUCUACCAAUAACUCCAUUGCGUCCUUCUCGCUGUCAACAAACAGAACUAACCAAGCUUCAAAUAAAUCCACCAUUUCCAAAGCCUCUGCAGGACCAGUUGGCAUUAAAAUCCAGACUUCUUCUCAGAGUACGGCUGGAGCAACUCCAGACAAUGCACAAGACAAACUGAUGGAACAGGAAAACCUUGUACAUCAGCGCAUUGCAGAUCUUCGUAAGGAAGGUUUAUGGUCUUUGAGGAGGCUUCCGAAACUGCAAGAACUGUCCAGACCCAAAUCUCACUGGGAUUACUUGUUAGAGGAGAUGCAAUGGAUGGCUGCAGACUUUGCUCAAGAAAGGAUGUGGAAGGUGGCUUGUGCAAAGAAGUUGGUGAGAACUGCUGCCCGUUAUCAUGAAGAAAAGAGAGUGAACUAUGAGCGAGCCCAGAAAGAAGAGGAGAACAAACUGAAGAGGAUUGCUGCUACAAUUGCUAGAGAGAUUGAGUUUUUCUGGUCCAACAUUGAACAAGUUGUGGAAAUUAAAUUACAAAUGGAGUUUCAAGAAAAAAGGAGGAAAGCGCUAAAUCUAAAUAUGGACUCCAUGAAAGGCCCACUUAAAGCAAUCGAAGAAGCUUGUGUGAAGCACAAACAUGGAAGCAAUAAAAUUUCACCAACUUGGAGAAAACGAAAAGCAAGUGCCUCUUGGAGUGAUGGGGAAGGUGAAGAUGAGGAGACCACGGCAGAGCAGGAAACCAAAGAUGGGAACAUUGACCACCAAGCUGAACUCACUGAUUUACUGCGGGAAGAUGUGAAAGAGCUAAGUGGAGAUUCAGAAGUGCCGCAGAAACAUACUAUCCUCAUUGACUCAUUACUAGAUACAGCCCAGUUUAGAACGGCUGACAGGACAAGUCCAGCACAUUUGAGCUCCAGAAAACACACCAGAGAUAUUGGAGAUGUGGCCAGGGCAGCAGAGCUACUUCUCCCUAGUGGGAGCGCACGGAUUACAUGUGCAAUGAAGCCACAACUUUCUCAUCUGUUUCAUGGCACUCUACGAGAGUACCAACAAGUGGGCCUAGAAUGGAUGGAGAAGCAGUACAAGAAGAAUCUUAAUGGCAUUCUGGCUGAUGAGUCCGGGCUAGGCAAAAAUGUUCAAGUUAUUGCCCUCAUGGCGCAUAUAGCCAGUAAUGAAGGUAACUGGGGUCCGCACCUGUUUGUGGUGAGAAGCUGUAAUUUGAAGUGGGAGCUGGAAUUUAAAAGAUGGUGCCCAGGUUUAAAGCUGCUUUUAUACUUUGGCAAACAAAGAGAGCUAAGAAAAAAGAGACAGAGAUGGGAUGAGCCCAACAACUUCCAUGUCUGCAUCACCUCUUACAAGCAGCUGUUCAAGGGACUUCAGGCUUUCAUGAAGAUGAGAUGGAAAUACCUUGUCUUGGAUGAAGUCCAUCAGAUCCGCAACCUGAAUGAGAAACACUGGGAUGCUAUCUUCAAUCUGCCAAGCCAGAACCGACUGCUUUUAAGGGACACCCCUCUGCAAAAUACAUGGAUAGAUCACUGGACUAUGGUCCAUUUUUUAAUCCCUGGAAUAUCCAAGUCUUAUCUGGAUUUCCCACUAAGAACCAGUGGAGAAGAAAGCCAGGAGAAUUACCACAAGCUUUUCAUCAUGUUGCAUAAGACUGUACGACCUUUUAUAUUACGAAGAUGCAAAAAAGAUGUUGAGAAGCAACUAACAAAAAAAUAUGAGCAUGUUCUCAAGUGUCGUCUUUCCAACCGCCAGAAAGCGUUAUAUGAGGAUGUCAUUCUACAACCAGGAACUCAGGAUUCCCUGAAGGGAGGACAUUUUGUCAGUGUUCUUCAUGUCUUGAUGCAGUUACAAAGGAUCUGUAACCAUCCAGAUUUGGUGGAUCCUCGGUCUGGACAUUUCUCUUAUGCAUUUGAACCUCUGAAUUAUGAGACGUCAUCACUUGUAUUACAAGCAUUAGAAACUGGUCCCUGGAAGAAGCCAGAUCUCUCUCUGUUUGAUCUUCUGGGACUUGAAACUAAAAUAACACAUUAUGAGGCCCAGGUGCUGCCUGUCCUAAAGGUGACUAGAAGACUAAUGGAGGAAAUUUACAACUCUCCUGACUCUACGCCUCAACCCAACCCAGUGAAGAUUAAAGCGAACAGGUUGUUUCAACCAGUUCUUUAUGGUCAAAAACCAGAAGGGAGAACUGUGGCUUUCUCCAACACGCCAGCAUCUCGACUAGUUACCACAACCACUGCCACAGUAACUCAGCAGGGCCAGGCACGAGGACGAUCCCUAGUUACAACCGCCUCGGCAAAUCAAGGAGGUGAAGUGGUGAAAAUCGCUCAGCUGGCUUCUUCUGGUGCAGCUCAAGGAAGAAUAGCACAGCCCAAAACCCCAGUUACCCUGCAGUUCCAAGGAAACACAUUCACGCUGUCCCAGAGCCAACUGCGCCAGCUGACUGCUGGACAACCGCUGCAACUGCAAGGGAGCGUUCUGCAGAUUGUUUCGGCUCCGGGACAGCAGUAUCUUCGACCUCCUGGGCCUGUAGUAAUGCAGACAGUGGCUCAAGGGACCGCAAUUCAAAAUGCAAUAAAUGCUUUGGGAAACCAGCACUCUGCCAACGUACCCUCUUUGGCUCCUCAAACAGGAAUUCAGGGAAGAAGUAUCAUGCCUUAUCCUGGUGGUGGCGAUCCUUCAUCUUCUCUCAAAACCUCCCAGAGUUCAGUUACCCCAGCACAGGAUUUGGCAGAAGAAAAGCAGCGCAUAUUAAGAGAUCACCUGGAACGACUGUUUACCUGUAAUGAACGGCGCUGUGCACAGGCUCCCAUUUAUGGGAGUGACCUCUUAUCCCUUUGUCAAAUGCAGUCUCCUAGAUUUCAUCCACCUGCGAAAGAAACACAGUGGGGAUGGAUAGGAUCUGUGAACUGUCUUCUAUCUAGGGACCCUCUGAGGAAACUCAUUCUAUCCACAGAGCAGCAGAAGGCAAUGCUGGAACCCCUUGCAAGAAGUGCAUUGUGUGUGGUGCCUGCCGUUGUUGCACCACCUCCAGUUUUGACAGUACCACAUCCUCCACCAUUAUAUAUUCACAACAUGAAGAUGUUAAGUCACAGUUUGAAGGAGCAAGCAGCACCGUACUUGCAGUGCUUGCGAGAACGAACAUCUCCUAAUUGUGUGCAGACGCCUGACUUGCGGCUCAUCCAGUGUGAUUCAGGAAAGCUUGAAGCAUUGUCCAUACUUCUCCAAAAGUUGAAGUCUGAGGGUCGACGUGUUUUGAUCUUCUCUCAGAUGCUGCUAAUGCUAGACAUCUUGGAGACCUUUCUGGACAUCAACCAUUUCACUUUCUUAAGGAUCGAUGAGUUUGCAAACUAUGAACAGUGCCGUGAUCUGAUGAGGAGCUUUAACCAGGACCCCCGGAUUUUCUGCAUUUUGAUAUCAACCCAAAGCCGAUCACUUGGAGUUCCCUACGUGGAAGCAGACACAGCAAUUUUUUAUGACAGUGAUUUAAAUCCAGUGAUGGACUCUAGAGCUCAGUCAUGGUGUGAUCAGAUUGGAAGGACAAAAGAUAUCCACAUAUAUAGGCUCAUAAGUGGAAAUUCAGUUGAAGAGAAGCUGCUGAAGAAUGGCACCAAGGAUUUGAUUCGAGAAGUUGCAGCUCAGGGAAAUGACUUUUCUAUGGCUUUUCUAACUCAGCAAACCAUUCAUGAGCUAUUUGAGCUUUAUUCCCCUCUGGAAGACUCAGGAUUUGGAGUAAAGGCAGAAGAAUUUGUAAUGCUAUCUCAGGAGCCACCUCCAGCAGAGACAAUAGCUACAAAAUUUGCCAAACCAUUUAUAGAGGCUUUGAAGAGUAUUGAACAUGGACCUGAAAUAGAUAUGGAGUUAUCUGUGCCUGAGACAAAAGACGUUAAGGUGACAGAAAUGGAAAACGAUUUUGAGGAGACCUCCGAAUUGAAGGAGCUGGCUGCAGUGGUGGAACAGCUCACCCCCAUUGAGAAGUACGCCUUGAACUACCUUGAGGAAUUCUAUACAUCAAGCACUACAGAAAAGCCAGAGAAAACAGAGAAUGAUGUAAACAUGGCCAAGAAGACAUGGGAAGUGCAGAAGUUAAAAGAAGACAAGGAAUGGGAGGAGAAAAUGGCCUGGGAAGAAGCAGAUGAAGAACUAUUGACCUACACAAGAGAAGAUGCUUAUAAUAAGGAAUUUAUCUAUGACAAUCCAGAGGGACAGACAGAGGUAAUGCCAAUCUGGACACCACCUACUCCCCCGCAAGACGAGAAUGACAUUUAUAUUGAUUCUGUGAUGUGUCUGAUGUAUGAUACCAACCCCAUCCCAGAAUCAAAACUGCCCCCAGUGUAUGUGAGGAAGGAGCACAAGAGACACAAGACAGAUCCUGCAGCUGCAGGUCGAAAGAAGAAACAAAGGCAUGGAGAAUCAGUGGUUCCUCCUCGUUCUCUAUUUGAUAGAGCAACCCCCGGCAUGCUGAAAGUGAAGAGAGAAGGCAAAGAACAAAAGAAGAACAUCCUUCUCAAACAGCAAACGCAGUUUGCCAAACCACUGCCAACUCUGGUUAAAUCAGCAACUGAAACAGGGCCCGAAAAUCCCGAGUGGCUGAUCAGCGAAGACUGGGCCUUGCUGCAGGCUGUUAAACAUCUUUUGGAGCUACCCCUAAAUCUAACAGUGGUAUCACCAGCUCACACCCCAAACUGGGAUCUAGUCAGUGAUGUGGUAAACUCAUGCAGCAGAAUCUAUCGAUCCUCUAAACAGUGCCGCAGUCGGUAUGAAAAUGUCAUCAUCCCAAGAGAAGAAGGGAAGCUCAUGUUUGAAACUAACCCUAAGAAGAAAACCAAGAGUAUAUACAAGACGAAGAACAGCCGCCCUCUUCGGACAAGUCAGAUCUAUGCCCAGGAUGAAGGUGUGACGCACACACAGCUGUACACCAACCGCUUUGAGCUCAUGAAAAUGACAGCAGGAAAGAGAAGCCCCCCCAUUAAGCCACUCUUGGGAAUGAACCCAUUUCAGAAAAAUCCAAAGCAUGCUUCUGUACUUGCCGAAAGUGGAAUAAACUAUGAUAAACCUCUGCCGCCUAUUCAAGUGGCCUCUCUCCGUGCUGAACGCAUUGCCAAGGAAAAAAAGGCAUUAGUAGAGCAGCACCACAGGGCCCAACAGCAGGCUGGUCCUCAGGCUCCACAACAGCCACUACAAAAUGGGCAACAAUCAACCCCGGCUGUCCAACCUGUCCAGGCUCAGUCGCAACAAGUGGUUCAGCAACAGGUCGUUCAACAGCCACAAGCAGUCGUUGCUAGCCCAUCUGUUACAAAUGUACCAACCACUGCAGUCCUGGCUGGAACCAUAAAGACGGCAGUGACAGGAGCAAGUAUACAAGCUGCUGCUGUUAGUGGGAAUGUCAUUGUAAAUACUGUUGCGGGUGUCCCUUCUGCCACCUUCCAACCUAUCAAUAAGAGACUGGCAUCUCCUGUUAUCCCCGGAACACUAACCGCUCCUGGUGGGGCAGCACAAGUAGUCCACGCCCAGCAAAGAGCGGUAGCCACUUCAGCGUCAUCUGCCGAGAUGGUCACUAUAGCCACCAAUCAGGGUGUUCGAGCCGUAACCCCAGUGACUGGUGGAACUGUGGUGUGCAGCAGUCUCACUCCUGUCCAGACACAGGCCAGGUCAAUAGUUACUCAGGUGACAACAGCCACAACUGCUGGGGUUCAGCUUGCCAGCAAAGCCAUCAGUCCAGCCCAGUUCCAGCUUCUUCGACAACAGCAGGCUGCCCAAGUACAGGUUCCCCAGAUCCAGGCUCAGGCACAGUCCCCUGGGCAAAUAAAAGCUGUAGGCAAAUUAUCACAGGAACAACUACUGAAAUUGCAAAAGCAGAAAAUGCAGCUUCCGCAACAGACAACUCAGGCGGUAGCUCAACAACAACAGCAGCAACCACCUGCACAAGGAGCCCCACAGACAGCGCCUGCGCAGGGGCAGCAGCAACAACAGCCAGCACCACCACAGCAACAGGCUCAGCAGCUGACUGCAGUCACUGCACCUAGAGCUGGAGCCGUUCUCGCAGGGGCGGUUACUAAUCUACAUGUGGCUCGUCUGCUUCAGGCCCAGGGGCAAAUCCAGGCCCAACCAGGACAAACUGCACAAGUGGCACUAGCAAAGCCUCCAGUGGUGUCUGCCGUGGUGUCAUCCACAGGAGUGACCACGCUCCCUGUCACAGUGGCAGGAAUCAGUGUUGCUAUUGGCCAACCUCAGAAAGCUGCAGGUGGACAGACUGUGGUUGCUCAGCCUUUGAAUGUACAGCAGCUCUUGAAACUAAAGCAGCAACAACAACAACAAAAAGCCUUGCAGUCUGGGGCGUCUCCGGGACAGGCCUCUGUGCAGCAGCAAAAGCAGAUAACUCAACAAGUUACCGUCCAGGCUCAGCAACAACAACAGGCCCAACAGCAGAAGUUGACCUACGCUACUCAGCCAGCCAUUAAAACACAAUUCCUCACCACGCCUAUCACUCAGACUCAAAAGUCACCUGGUGCCCAACAAGUACAGGCACAGAUUCAGGUCCAGUCGCAGACUGUUACACUGACCCAGGCAACAGCGUCAGGUCAACAGCAGGUGCAAGUGUUACCAGCGGGUUCAACAGCAGCCCAAGUGGUGCAGCAGAAGAUUCUUCAGCAGCAGCAGGUGGUGGCAGCUGCAUCACCACAGCUUCAAACCCCAUCCAACCAGAGCCCAGUGCCAACUUCAGGCACUGCAGAGGCGCAAAGCCAGCAAGCAAAGCUCCAAGUCAGAGCAUCGACUGUCCGCAUCAAAGCGCCCACUAAACCUAGCUGAGAAACCAAGAGGAAUGAAGAAAAGUUCCGGAGUGCACAUUCAGAUAACUUCCCUUAGACAUCCUCAUACUAAGCACCUCUCAAUAACAUCUAGUAUUGUGUCUUUUAUGUCUCAUUCAUCUGUUGAGAUUGUUGUUUAGAAAAAGGGAUAUAAAGAAAAGGCAAUGCCAAUCCUGCUCCUCCCAAGAAGAUGUCCCAAACUAGAAGUCCUGACUUGGGAAUGGACGAUGGUUCUCAGACGAAAAGGAAUGUAAAGGAACUUAUUUUUUUUCCUUUUUUUAAGUACUCUUGGCAUUUUAUGUUCUUAGCUGUGUUGGGAUUACUUUUUGCUUUUCAAGUUUAACAUUUCAGUUUUCUAAAAAGGGAAGAUACAAAAAAUGGGAUAUUCAGUGACAUCACUGAAUGCUUGUCCGCAAUCCAUGACGUUUGUAUGGCAGGUAAAGCUUUAAGCAUCUGAUUGAUGUUUCAAAAUGAAUAUUCCCAAGUGGUAAAAAUCUUUGUGUACGUGAAUGACUCUUUGUGAAGCUUCACUAAAGGCAGGUACUAGGAGACAUGAAUCCAGCUGCAUUGCCAGUGUCUGUCCCUGGUCUAAGACAUUGUGGUACAGUGUGCAGAGAAGUACUGUAGCUGCUCCAGUAUGAUUAUAUUGUGUGGAAUCCCACUAAAGUGCUGUAUACAGAUUUACAGCACAUCUUGAUGUUACUUUUUGUUGUUUUGCACUUUUUAUUCUCCCAUUUAGUUCAGUUUUACAUCAACAUAGUUGUAUGUUUUGUGCUUUUUUUUUUACUUUUUAAAUAAUCAACUUGUGCACUUUUGGGAAUAUCUGAUCUUACCAAUAGACCUUCAUGGUUUAAUGUAAGGAAAGUAUGGCUUAGAUGACCUGAACUUUAGUCCAGUCAGUGUAUAAUAAUAGUUGGACUGUGUAGUGGGUGCUAAGACAGGAAUGGGCGCUCUGCUGUGCAGUUAGCACUCCAAAGAUGGCAGAGGUUUUCCACGCAGCCAGAUAUUUGGUGAGCUUUAAAAGCUGCUUAGUUUCCUUUACAACUUUAAAGUGACCUCCAAUUACAUAUAAAACUACUAUAGUACAGGAGGGUGCUCAAUAAUCGUUCUUAUAAAUAACUUGUAUUUCAGAUUCUUGGCCUGAGGGCUGCUCAUAUCUAUGCACUAGUAGACAGAGCAUCAUGCCCGGCUCCUUAGCCAGGGAACCAGUGCUGUUGGAUGUAGUGUGAUUCUACAGCACUGGUUCCUCUACUGGAUAUGGGGGCCUAGGAAGGACAGCAGGGCGCUCUGUCUCCGACUACAUAGAUAUGAGCGACCCCCAGCUGGUCUUUGCAACUAUUUAGAAGCAGAAUUUGCCAUUGUGGGCACUCCUGCACUAUAAUCAUUUUUCUAUAUAACUGGAGUUCACUUUAAAGUGAUGUAAUUUGGAGCUUAAAAAAAAAAAUAUACUAAUGAAUUUAUUUUACUGUGGAUGGGGCUUCACAGUUCCAUCAUUAAAGGGGUUUUCAGAGUGUUUUAUACUGAUGACCUAUCUUCAUUGUAGGUCAUCAGUAUGUGAUCAGUGCGGGUCCGACUCCUGACACUGUCCCCCCUCCCUCCCUGAUCGGCUGUUUGACGAGACUGCAGCCUCCUCACCGCUGACCAAGCACAGCACCGUCCAUCGGAUAGUGGCUGUGCUUAGUAUUGUAGCUCAGCCCCAUUAAAGGGGUUUUCAGAGUGUUUUAUACUGAUGACCUAUCUUCAUUGUAGGUCAUCAGUAUGUGAUCAGUGCAGGUCCGACUCCUGACACCCCCCUCUCCCUCCUUGAUCGGCUGUUUGACGAGACUGCGGCCUUCCCAUCCACCAAGCACACCACCGUCCAUUGGAUAGUGGCUGUGCUUAGUAUUGCAACUCAGACCCAUUCACUUGAAUGUGACUGAGCUGUGCCUAGGCCACGUGACCCAUGAACGUGACGUCACUGGCCUAGGAACAGUUCAACUUAACAGUUGAUCGCCUGCGCUACCAGGAGACGGACCCCCACAAUAUCCUGAGGAUAGGUCAUCAGUAUUAAACAUAACCCCUUUAAGCUGUAAAUGACCCAUCUAUGAAGUGAAAUGGAAUCUGUUUCCAGGUUUACGUUGCCCUGCCUGAGGGCAGCUUAAAUAGUGUCAGAGACCUACAUUAUAGCAGGAUGACUUGGAUACUUUGUUUUGUGCAGCAGUUUUCUUAAAAUCACUGUUAGGGCCAUACCACUGUAUGAAUGGGUCUGUAUCUGUUCCACAAUUUUGUGCAAAGCAUGUGGACCCAUUCAUUUCAAUGGAGCCGCAAAAGAUGUGGACCGCACACAGUUGUUCCGUUCCGCGGCCCCGCAAGAAAGAUAGACAAGAAUAGUCAUUUGUAUCAUAGUGCCGGCCAUGUGCAGUCGGCAAAAUGUGGAACGCACACGGCUGGUAUCUGUGUUUUGCAAAUCCACAAUUUGCGGAUCGCAAAACACUACGGCCGUCUGCCUGAGCCCUUAAGCAACUGCAGCAGGACCCGAGCACCAAUAGUCCACUUAGUGUAUUGCACAUGCUCUGUAGUCUUUCAUAUUCAUGAGCUGCUGUCUACCCUGUCCGUGCUUGGCAGCUUUCUCCCUUUACACUGCCAAUCUUCUGCAUGAGGGUGAGCCCAGUGCUCAUGACUACCAGGGCAGAGCGCUCGGGUCCUGCUGCAGCUGCUCAACAGUCAUUUUCAGAAAAGUACUGCAUGAAACAAGUAAUUCUGUAUUCGGGGUCGGUGUCCCUGGUCUAUGCUGCCGUCAGAUACUUUACUACAUUCAGUAAAAAGCUGUAUGCAGCAACCUCCUAAGCUCUGUUGUCAGCCCGUUCACUUCAAUACCAGUGAUAACAGUCACUGAUCGGCGGGGGUCCCGGGUCCCGGGUGUCCGACCUCUAACAAAAAGGUACAGAACCCCUUUAACGCUAUGGCUGUCAUAAAAAGUGGACUCUUGGGGUAAGAGUGACGGUACUAGACAGUUCGGCAAAAUAUGAACCAGUGUAUAGCCUUUUCGUGUUUUUUUGUCAUAAAAUGUAUUCAUACCUGUGUUGCUGUGCAUGUCACAUCCUUUGUCUUCCUGCUGUUCAACCGACCCAUAAGGCCUUAAAUGGUGUAUUUGUCCUGUACCCAAAUCAGUCCAUGCAUAUUGCUGAAUGUAUAGACAGUGUUUAGCAUCAUGCAUCUCCAAACCCACAGAUUCCCCCUGUUCGUGGUUUACAUUAGAAGCCUGGCAUCUUACGUUUGCACAUAAUUAAUGUGUCGUGUAGAAAAUAGAUAUCUGUACUUGUUAGGUAUGACUAGGAUGUAUAGUUUAGCGUAGCGUGGUAGGUUUUGUAGUUAUGCUAUCACUUGUUGCAUUCACUUAUGACAGAGGUCGUGUCCAUGUUCCCACGUUUACUGUGCCACUUGAUGGUCUAAUGAAGUUCAUAUUACAUGAAAGAGAUGAGUACGAAUGCGGUUCCUUCAGCGGAACGGAGAAGAAACUUGAAUGAAAUGUGUGUGUGUUUGAAGGGGAUUUCUCCUGUUUUCACCCUUUUCUUUGUAUGUAUCUGUUGAUGCUUGUGUGUCUUUCUUUUUGAGGUUGAAAUGUGCUUUUGUUUUAUAUCUCUCUAUAUAUAUGUGGAUAAUUUAAAAUAAGAGCACCCUUUUAUUGCUGGAUAUGUCCACAUUAAAUUAUACGUCCCUUGGCAGUAAAACGGUUAAACGCUUUGUUUCCUUGAACCAUACUGUGUUCAAAAUGUACAUAUACAAUGAAAAUACAUUUGUACGUGCUGUAGAUCCAUAGUGAGUGAUGCAUAGCACAUUGCCAGUGUAAUAAACUGUACAUUUUUUAU
This is a messenger RNA of Bufo gargarizans (Asiatic toad), 12755 nucleotides long. It is a transcript of the gene EP400, whose product is annotated as E1A binding protein p400. NCBI's taxonomy places the organism in Eukaryota, Metazoa, Chordata, Amphibia, Anura, Bufonidae. Gene Ontology annotation, molecular function: ATP-dependent chromatin remodeler activity; ATP binding. The record is from RefSeq and is a predicted model, not a curated record.